Musa acuminata subsp. malaccensis (wild Malaysian banana) is the source of this 1677-nucleotide messenger RNA. Its product is annotated as putative methylesterase 12, chloroplastic. Gene Ontology annotation, molecular function: methyl jasmonate esterase activity; methyl salicylate esterase activity; methyl indole-3-acetate esterase activity. The record is from RefSeq and is a predicted model, not a curated record. NCBI's taxonomy places the organism in Eukaryota, Viridiplantae, Streptophyta, Magnoliopsida, Zingiberales, Musaceae. Gene Ontology annotation, biological process: salicylic acid metabolic process; jasmonic acid metabolic process.
CUUUUAUAGAAGACAAAUCCUUGGAAAGGCACUGCCAAAUUGAGUCUUUUGGCAGUACCUGCGCCCCUUUUUAAUGGUGGCAGUGGCGGUCGCAGUAGCUCACAAAACAAAUCCUCCCGAAGGCCUUUCAUCUCGCUCCCACCACCCGUUGAAAUCCAUCUUCCCUCGCCAACGCUCUGUUCUCCGACCCCAAGACCAAAUCUUUGACCGCGAGGGAUCCUGACCUUGAUCUGGUGCCGCUGCGGCUUCAUCUGUCCUCGAUCACAAAAUUUCUGGACGAGACUCAUCUCUUGGUCCUCCUGAUCUUGAAUUUUAGACUCGAUUCGUCGUGUUCUUCAAUACAACCAUGGGCAGCGCGUUCGGCUGUAUGCCUAAAGAGGACUUGAGUGGUGGCGUGGGGUCGCGGAGCAAGCGGGGCCCCAAGUCGAGGUCACAGAGGAAGAUGGCGGCGUCCGAGGAGGAGCUGUUGCACCGCCAAGCCCUCGCAAUGGCGAUUCAGCAGCACCAGUUGUCGCAGCGGUUCGAAGGAUCCAUGUCGCGGAGGAUUGGGUCCACGAGUUCUCGCCGGCGGGACCUCCCUGAUUCGAUCACUAAUGGAAAACAGCAACAACUCGUACUUGAGGAUCUCGAGACAAGGAAAAUUAUUCUAGUCCAUGGAGAAGGAUUUGGAGCUUGGUGUUGGUAUAAGAUUAUCUCUCUUCUAGAGGAAGUAGGACUGAAUCCUGUUGCCUUGGAUCUCAGAGGUUCUGGGAUAGACAACACAGAUCCAAACGGCAUAACAACCUUAGCAGAUUACUCAAAGCCUCUAACUGAUUAUCUACACAAUCUUCUUGAUGACGAAAAGGUCAUACUGGUUGGCCAUAGCUGUGGAGGUGCGAGCAUAUCCUAUGCAAUGGAAUGUUACCCAAAAAAGAUAUCGAAGGCAGUAUUUCUUACUGCGACAAUGGUAUUGGAUGGACAGAAACCUUUUGAUGUGUUCUCUGAGGAACUAGCAUCUGCUGAUGUUUUCCUGAAAGAGUCACAGUUUCUAGUUUAUGGAAAUGGAAGUGACAACCCGCCUACAGGUCUCAUGUUUGACAAACAACAUAUCAGAAGUGGUCUAUAUUUCAACCAGAGUCCUCCCAAGGAUAUUUCUCUGGCCACGGUAUCCAUGAGAACUAUUCCACUGGAACCGAUCAUGGAGAAGCUCUCCCUCACCCCCGAAAACUAUGGCAUGGUCCGGCGAUUUUUCAUCCAGACGCUGGAUGACCGCAUGCUCUCACCUGACGUCCAAGAGAAGCUCGUCAGGGAGAACCCCCCGCAUGGGAUCUACAAGAUCAAAGGGAGCGACCACUGCCCCUUCUUCUCGAAGCCACAGUCACUGUAUAAGAUUUUGCUUGAGAUUGCACAGCUCCCAUAACAAAAAACAUACUGUUGUUAUUCUACAUCAGAAAGAGGAGACAUCUUGCCCUGUGGGGGUUGUAUAGAAAAAGGCUAGCAAUUAGAUAGCAGGAAGGUUAGUUUUGGUUACAGGAAAUUGGAAGGCAGAGAAGAAGUUAUGCAUUUGUAUUUAGGAAGACAAGAUUCUCUUUGAAGUAUGACGUCAUUAGCAACUUAGCAGUUACGGUUCUUUUGGUCACUUGCCUGUCAGAUUAUUAUUUGGAACACCUGUUCUAUCCGAUUGUGCAUUUUUUAUUA